AUGUUUCAAAUUAAUAUAAAAUACUCAUUGGAUGAUGAAAGAUGCAACACUCCUAGCAAAUCUGGAAAGAAUAAAGAAAACGAAGUUGUAGAGAGAACUGAAAUUGAUUUUGUUGAAGGAUUAUGCUUAAAAAAGGGUGGAAUGUUUGCGCAUUGGUGGAGAAUCGGUUGUGGAAAAUAUUUUAUG
Molecule: messenger RNA, 186 nt
Organism: Racocetra persica
Lineage: Eukaryota; Fungi; Glomeromycota; Glomeromycetes; Diversisporales; Gigasporaceae
Source: the annotation of a GenBank genome assembly